This is a messenger RNA of Durotheca rogersii, 2256 nucleotides long. RefSeq lists its product as uncharacterized. NCBI's taxonomy places the organism in Eukaryota, Fungi, Ascomycota, Sordariomycetes, Xylariales, Xylariaceae. Bases 424 to 2058 code for a protein of 544 amino acids. The record is from RefSeq and is a predicted model, not a curated record. The transcript has 2 exons.
GGUGUACACACAUACACACACACGUAUAUAUAUAUAUAUACCCUACGUGCACACAUCCCUAGAUAUGUAAGUGGGUAUAAGUUAGAUAGGCCGUGUAUGGCGAGAAAUAAAAACUGGAGAGGGGGUAAAAGAGAGGUCGACACCGGCUUCUCCUCCUAUUCCCGCUUUACCCUGUCGAUACUUACCUCUUAGCGAUCCCUUCACCGCCGCGUGUCACCCACACACAGACGAAUCGCAAAUUGUGGCCGGCUGGGCGGGUUACGCGCUCCCCGUCCUCUCAUGCUGUCCCACCACUUCAUAAACCACUUCAUAAGUAACCCAGACUAGGACGUACUUUGUCACCGACUCGUUCUUCCUCCUCCCCCCUUUCACACACCCGAGCUUGCCACGAGACGGUUACGACUACGACUUGCGAUCGCCAUAAUGCCGGUAGAAAUCGUCACCGUGGUAAAUUCGUCGGGGAAGAUCAUCAGCAAUGGAAAACACCUGAUAAACGUAUUCAAGGAGGCCAGAGCCACCUACCAGGAGAAAAAGGCAGCGAUCAAAGCCGAGCUAGCGAUCAGGCGUGCCGAGACAUUCGACGUGCGCACCCCGACGCGGAACGACGAUGAGAACGAAGAUGGCCGGUGGCGUCGGCGAAUCUCUCACGACGAUGCGAUGUCCUAUGUAUCUUAUGCGACCUCCCGCAAAAGCCACCGCUCGAAGCAGAGCGAUGGCUCCCGUCGUCGAUCGGUUUCGCAGGCGAGGACGGCCUUGACCGAACGCAAUCUACAGACGCUCACCGAAGUCUCAUCCACUGCCCCCUCACGCCCUCCUAUCGCCUAUCGUCCCCCAUAUGCCGAGACUGCCCCCAGAGACAUGACGAUAAGCCGCCCCACGUUAGUGCACGCGCGCACGAUGCCCGUGGACUUCGAACAGAACGCCCUAGUGCCUCGAUCGGCCUCCGAUCCGACCCUACGGGAUAAGGGGAAGGAUAUCGACAUGCACCUGGCGUACGGAGACCUGCCGCCAGACCUCGCGGAGAGGAUUGAUCUCGACCCGGCACACAGAAACCCUCCGCACAAGAUCGAGCACGACGAGCGCGAGGCUCGGGACUUGGUGGGGAAGAUUGAGGAUCUUCUGACAGAGGCCCAAUGCGUGCAUCAUACUGCGCAACACAUUAUCCAACACUUGCAGGGGAACCCGGAAGCUGCAGCCGCUGUGGCCCUUACUCUUGCCGAGCUCUCCGCGAUCCUCGGGAAGAUGUCACCAUCCUUCCUCGCUGUCCUGAAGGGUGGAAGUCCGGCAAUCUUCGCCCUUUUGGCGAGCCCGCAGUUCUUAAUCGCUGCUGGGGUGACCGUUGGCGUGACAAUAGUUAUGUUUGGAGGCUGGAAGAUUAUCAAGCGCAUCCAGGAGGCCAAGAGCAUAGAGGCCGCCCGUCCCAUGGCAUUUGCGUCGCAACCGCCACAUCCUAUCGGGUCCGACCGUCCUCCGUAUCCCGAGACAGAAGUCAGCGCGGGUUUCGACGAGGCGCUAGUGAUCGAAGAGGAGCUAAGCGCGAUCGAGACCUGGCGACGGGGGAUCGUGCCGUUUGGCGAGGAUGAGCAUGCCGACCUCGAGCUCAUCAGCCCGGAAGCCGACCGCGCGAUCCGCAGCCAGUACGGUGGCGACGAUGCGCAGACUGUGCACAGCGCUCGUACGAGCAAGACGCACCGAACCUCCAAAACGACCAAGUCCCAUAAAUCGCAAAAGAGUCGCAAAGAUAGUGUGGUAGAUAGCCAAGUCGUCCCCGACCGCAAGAGCAGCAAGGGCUCUAAGGAGGUCGACGAAGCGAGCGAGGCGGGCAGCCGCCACAGUCAUCGCACUCACCGCAGCCACCGGAGUGACAGGACGGAUCACACCUCCAAGACCAAGGCGACCGAAAGGGGGCGGCCCAAGGCGAUCGAGGACGGCCGCAAAGAUCGAGCUAGCACCUUCGAAGGCGUGGUUCGCCCCAAGAAGGAUAACAUACUGAAGAAUCUAUUUAAGAAGAUGAAGGAGCGAGAGGAAAAGGAACGGGUAGUUUCGGUGGUUGCGUAGAGGGGAGGAGGGCUUGGGCACGCGCGUGUACGCGCGAGGGAAUUUCUCUCUUACCGGCCCGUAACGCCAUUAUCGUGCGACGAGAGAAUGUAAAUUGGGCUAUUAUACUAUCUGGUCUUUACAUGGGGUUAUGGGAACGAUUUCAUAUACUAUGUAGUAGCAUGAUACACACACACACACACACACACACACAAACAC